AUAAACUCCGAAUGGUAGGAGUUUGAUCGGAAUGUGCAAUUACUAACUUUGCAGAUGGCCACAUUGGCGACCGACAAUGUGACAUCGGAACUCAAGAUGCCUUUGACUCGUUCGCAAGCUGCCGGGGCAGCUGAGGCGGCGGAUGCGGAGUAAGUGGGGACCUCCGUUACUUCUGGAUCUAGUGAGAUUCAUGAGUUGCACGAGCAGCUCGUGAAGCUGACGGAUUUGGUGGCUUAGCAGGCUGCAGCAGCGCAACAGCAGAUGGAUGCCGCGCGUCGACAGGAGGACAGGAUGAAGCGGUUAGAGGAUUUGUUACUGCAGCAGACGACUGACAGAGGGAUUCCUGAUUCCAUGCCUACAGUACUAGAUAGGGAUACGACAGUGAGCAUAGUCACCAGUACCAAAUACCCCACCGGUAGCUCCGCGGGUGGAGACCCGGCAGGAGACAGUAGUACCACCACCAGUACAUGUGGCUGCGACAGGGACCGUGUUACCAGAGAUGGUGGCGGUUGAGGAGCGAAAGCGAAUGAUGGAAAGAUUGAAUGAGUUUCGUCAUUGCAACCCUCGUGUCUUUGAUGGGGAGAAAGCCGAUCAUUGGGUGGUAGAGAAAUGGCUAAUGCAUAUGGAGAAGCUAUUUUAUGAUACUUUCGUCGAGGAGCGAUAUCGGGUUUGGUUUGCGACACACCACCUUGAUGGCGAGGCUUACAGGUGGUGGGUGGAUAUCCGUGAGGAUCCCCGUGCUGAUUUGUCCGCUAUCACCUGGACGAGGUUCAAGGAAUUAUUGUUGACUACCUAUUUUCCUCAGAAUGUAAAGAGGCAAAUGGAAAGGGAUCUGAGAAACUUGAGACAGGGGGACAGGACAGUAGCUGAGUACGAGCGAGAGUUCUCUCGAUUACUGCACUGUGUUCCUUUUGUCGUUCGAGAUGAUGAGGAUAAGGCUCGUAUUUUUGAGGUGGGUUUGCGGCCUGCGAUUUUCAGAUUGGUCCAAGCAUCAAACCUAUCGACUUAUAGAGAGGUGGUAAACCGGGCACUGAUUGUUGAGAAGGGGGUAGAGAUUAUGAAAAAAAGAGAUGUUGUGGAUCGAAGUAAGGGAAAGAGACCAGCAGCUGAGAGCAGUGGUCAACAAUCUUUCAGGAGACCGCCAAAGUAUCCGAGGGGCCAGCCGGGCCAGUCGAGGGGUCGAGGUUCUUCGGUACCCCGUAGAGCACCCGAGCGUCGUCGACAGCCACGUUGUAUCAUUUGUGGUGGGCCUCACUUUCCACCACAGUGUUCACAACGUGGGGGCAAGUGUUUUAUCUGCCGCCAGGAGGGCCAUUUCGCUCCGAGUGCCCGAGAGGUUCUUCGCCUGCCCCAUCAUCAGCAUCAGUACCUACAUCUUCAGCUCCAAGCCAGGGGACCCCGACAGCACCCUCGCAGUACAGACGACCACCGGGACAGUGGCAGUCCGAGAGUCCUCGGCAGGGUUCGAGUGGGCGUAUGUAUGCCGCCCAGACAGAGGAGGCCGCAGCAGUUAUCAUUAGCUUAA
Messenger RNA from Ananas comosus (pineapple), 1525 nucleotides. RefSeq lists its product as uncharacterized. The coding region runs from base 500 to 1525 and encodes 341 amino acids. NCBI's taxonomy places the organism in Eukaryota, Viridiplantae, Streptophyta, Magnoliopsida, Poales, Bromeliaceae. The record is from RefSeq and is a predicted model, not a curated record. The transcript has 3 exons.